UAAUAACAAGACAAAAAGAAAAACUCUCCAAAACGAAUUCGGUUACUUCGGUGCCAAAUGGUCACGUGCGGCCGUCAAACGUUCAGUAUGCUGCCAAUGGCGCCGACGAAUCCUUUUGUGGUAGCUGGCGCUGCUGUUCCAGUGAGCAACGCCUCGGCGGCAGCAGCGGCGGCGGCAGUGGCAGCAUCAGCAGUAGCGGCAGUAUCACUAUCCACAUCCACAACAUCUUCGUCUACAACCACCAGCAGCAAGCCCAAAUUGGCAUUUAGCAUUGACUCCAUAGUCGGUGAAUCCUCGACAAAGUCAUCUCCGCUGAGAGUCAGUGUGAUUGCCUCUCCACAGCGUAGUGAAAGUCCUUCGUCACCCACAUGUGCCACAAGAUCGCCGCGUGGUUUUCUCUAUUGUCGGCGUAGAGAGUCUCUGGAUCGUUCACGGAGUCCGCCACGUUCGCCCCACAGUCGCUCUCGAUCGCCGACAUCUCCUUUGCAAAAUAAUGCUCCUAAUCCCGUCCUUCCUGGUCUAAUCCGUCCACUACCGUUGCCGGCACCGGCUAGUUUAGCUUUAAUCACUCAAUCCCAGGCCCGCACAUCACCCACAACGAUUAGACCAGCAACUGGGCCGACUGGUGCACCACCACCACCAGCACCACUGCCGCCGGGACCUCCGCCACCGCCAUUUCUGGCUGCUCAAUUCCAAAUGGCCGCCGCCCUGGCGCACCAUCACCAACAGCAGCAGCAACAGCAACAGCAGCAACAACAACAGCAGCAUUCUCAUCCACCCGUGCCAACUGGACCGCCACUUGGUCCUCCUCCGCAUUUGCCACCUGGCCAUCCACUUAUGUUUCCCGGCCAUCCAGCGCAUCCACCACCACAUGGCCAUCAUCCAUUUGGAAGUGCUCCCCAUCUGAUACGUGAUAGUUAUCCCCUGUAUCCAUGGCUACUAAGUCGUCAUGGACGCAUAUUUCCACGGUUCCCAGGAAAUUUCCUUUUCCAACCAUUUCGUAAGCCGAAACGAGUGCGUACCGCCUUCUCGCCAACGCAGCUGCUUAAGCUGGAGCAUGCCUUUGAGGGUAAUCAUUAUGUGGUUGGAGCCGAACGCAAGCAGCUGGCCCAGGGAUUGAGCCUGACCGAGACCCAGGUCAAAGUCUGGUUCCAAAAUCGACGCACCAAGCACAAGCGAAUGCAACAAGAGGGCGGCGAUGGCAGCGAUACAAAGAGCAACAAGGGCAGUUCCUCAGGCGGUGGCGGUGGCAGUGGAGAUGGCGAAGAUGAAGCCAAAAACGAUGGCUCCCAGCACAGCUACGAUGAUGCCGAAGAAGUCGACGAUGACGACGAUAUCGAGGAGGAUGACGAGGACGAGGUGAUCGAUAUGGAGGAUUAUGGCAGUGAAAUGGAUACCGAGGAGCAUCAGAGAUUGCGCGAGCAAUUCCAACAGCAAUUGGUCCAACAUCAGCAGCAAUUGCUGCAACAGCAUGGCGAGGCAACGGCAACACUGACACCCCAGCAGCAGCAACAGUUGCUGCAGCAACAUCAGCAACACUUCCAUCAGCACCAACAGCAGCAGCAGCAACAUUUUAUGCAGCAACAGCAGCAACUUUAUCUAAGGGAAAAGGAACGAGAAAGAGAACGAGAACGUGAGCGAGAGCGAGAGCGAGAAAAAUAAUUCAACUGCAGCAACUUACUUAGUGUUGGCUAAUUUGUGUUCCUUUUUUUUCUUAAAUUUUUUGUGUAAAUUAUUUAAAAA
Messenger RNA from Drosophila willistoni, 1743 nucleotides. RefSeq names its product homeotic protein empty spiracles (gene E5). Gene Ontology annotation, biological process: brain development; central nervous system development; regulation of DNA-templated transcription. The transcript has 3 exons. Lineage: Eukaryota; Metazoa; Arthropoda; Insecta; Diptera; Drosophilidae. Bases 58 to 1662 code for a protein of 534 amino acids. The record is from RefSeq and is a predicted model, not a curated record. Gene Ontology annotation, molecular function: DNA-binding transcription factor activity, RNA polymerase II-specific; DNA binding.